CUUCCUUAACCUUGUAAACUUCCUAUCUCACUAUCUCCAUCUUCGUCUCUAUCUCUCUCUCUCCUUCUCAUCUUCACUGCAAAUGUCUCAAGUCCUCAUAGAAUCUCCCAAACACUGUGCCAAAAAAGGAAGAAUUACCAUAGACAAUAAGCUCUACAAGAAGCUACUCUUCGUCUUCUCUGCAUCUUUCACAACCAUCCUCUCGCUGAUACUCAUCAUUUGGCUUAUCUUACGCCCCACCAAGCCAGAAUUCUCCCUCAAAGAAGCUGACGUCUAUCAGCUCAACAUUUCAGGCCCUAACCUUCUGAAUUCCUCCAUCCAACUCACCUUGCUUUCCAAGAACCCUAAUGAUAAAGUAGGCAUUUAUUACGACGAGUUACAAGCCUACGCCGCCUAUAAGGGCCAGCAGAUAACUGUGGACACCACCCUCCCUCCGUUCUAUCAAGGACAUCAAGACAGCAACCUCUUGACUGCAUCUUUGAUCGGAAGUGGUCUGCCAGUGGCUUCGUCCUUCGGGUACGAAGUGGGACGAGACCAGACAGUUGGGAAGCUAGUUCUUAGUUUAAAGGUGAAUGGAAGGAUCAGGUGGAAGGUUGGGAUCUGGGUUUCAGGUCGAUACAGGAUUAAUGUUAAUUGCAUUGCUGUUGUGGCUUUUGGGCCUAAUCUCCCUACCGGACCUCUGAGUUCAAAGCAAGCGGCUCAGUGUUCAACCACCGUUUGAAUAUUUCAUUCAUAAUCUUACUAACAAUACUAAGCAGCCUGCAGCCUGCACCCCGUGAGUUGUUUGUGUGCUUGCUAUGUUAUAUCUCGGGCUUGUUUGUUGUUUAUAAGUGUUCUUGCUGUUUUCUAUAAAUGCUGUAAAAAUCUAAUUAGAGCAAGAUGAUAAAGACACAAUGUAUAAAUUAUAGCUAGUGCUUAUGAAAAAGAAAAGAAAAAAAAAAGAACUUAAAUCUUUUUUGGCGAGUAUAAA
This is a messenger RNA of Ricinus communis (castor bean), 970 nucleotides long. Its product is annotated as NDR1/HIN1-like protein 26. The record is from RefSeq and is a predicted model, not a curated record. The transcript has a single exon. Lineage: Eukaryota; Viridiplantae; Streptophyta; Magnoliopsida; Malpighiales; Euphorbiaceae. Bases 83 to 721 code for a protein of 212 amino acids. Gene Ontology annotation, biological process: defense response to other organism.